GUGUCCAACUAUAUAAAGGAACCGCACCGCUGGCAUCACUAUCAUUCCUCAGCUUGCAAUCCACAGCAGCUCAGCAAACCCACUCAAGUCACAAUGGCAUUCAAGUUCGUCGUCUUCGCCGCCUGCGUGGCCGCCGCUUCCGCUGGCUACCUCGAAGCCCCCACCGCCUACGCUGCCGCCCCCGUGGCCUACGCCGCCGGUGUGCCCGCCAUCUCCUCGGUGGCCUCCAACACCGUCCGCAACUUCGGCAACACCCAGCAGGUCAGCACCUACAGCAAGACCCUGGACACCCCCUACUCCAGCGUCCGCAAGAGCGACAUCCGUGUGACCAACGACUCCCCUGCCCUGGCCUACGCCGGAUACGCCGCCCCCGCUGCCUAUGCCGCCCCCGCCUACACCCAGUACGCUGCUCCCGCCUACGCUCAGAGCUACGCCGCCCCCGCUUACACCUCCUACGCUGCCCCUGCCAUCGCUAAGGUCGCCGCCCCCGUCGCCUAUGCUGCCCCCGCUGCCUACGCCGCCCCCGCCUACACCCAGUAUGCUGCCCCCGCCAUCGCUAAGGUCGCCGCCCCCGUCGCCUAUGCUGCCCCCGCUGCCUACGCCGCCCCCGCCUACGCCCAGUAUGCUGCCCCCGCCAUCGCUAAGGUCGCUGCCCCCGUCGCCUACCACGGUGCUGCUUAUGCCGCCCCCGCUGCCUAUGCCGCCCCCAUCGCUAAGGUCGCCUCCCCUGCCCUCCUCGGCGUCGCCUACUCUGCCGCCCCCGCCGUCGCUCACAUGAGCUUCAAUGGUUACGGAAUCAACUAUGCUUACUAAGUAGUUGAGCCCCGUUUUAACCUCUUCCCUUGUGCAGAGCCUAAAGACUUUUGUACAUAGACCACUGUGAUCGCACUACUCGCGUAAACCUUUCCAUCACAUCGACAUACAUCCCGCAUAUAUGUCUUCCUCACCAGAGAAUUGUUACACUUUAUAUUCUCAAUCAUGUUUCGCAUACGCUGAGCUGUUCUUGUUAUUUCAAAUGCACAAUAAAAUUGCCUUAAUUUAAUUAAAAA
Molecule: messenger RNA, 1049 nt
Organism: Neocloeon triangulifer
Lineage: Eukaryota; Metazoa; Arthropoda; Insecta; Ephemeroptera; Baetidae
Product: cuticle protein 16.5-like
Exons: 2
Coding region: 94-813 (239 amino acids)
Source: RefSeq, a predicted model, not a curated record